AAAACUUUUCCUCACAAUAAAAUUUCACCGUGUAAUUGGUAAUGUUUGGUUCAGUGGCGUUUAGUACGAAGAAGUGUAUAACAAAAUGAAAAACAUCUGACUCAAUUCAAUAACAACUGACAUUUGACUACCAAUAUUAUUUUACGCAGAAUUUAUUGUAUAUUAUAUAUUAGAUAAAUGAAAUGAAUUGUGGAUAUAAUGAAUCGUUUUGAGUAUAUAGAAGCUCGCCUUCACGAAGGCGAAACAUUUGUUAGUCGUGAUCACAACAUUAAAUUAUAUGACGGUGAUCAAAAAACCCGAUUUGAGGAAGGCGAAAUUUUAUUAACCUCACACCGUAUUUUUUGGGGUCAACCAGGAGAUAUAGCACGUGCUGCUGUAACGUUAUGCCUGCCACUUAAAUAUGUGAUAUCAAUUAGUGAAGAAACUGCCAGCUCCUAUAUAUUUGGUCGCAAAACGCGUUACGUAUUACAUUUGCGCCCACCAGCAGCAGAUAAGGCACCUGGACCACUUGACAGUAGCCGCGCAGCAUAUAUAAAAAUCUCAGGUAAAAAUGGAGUAAAUACAGAAUUUAGCGUUGCCUUGCGAGAAACUUUAAAUGCGCGCAUAUGGGAAAUUAGUAUCAGUACAAAUGGAAUAUUCACAGGAAAUAGACAAGCAAAUGCAACAAUUGUUAAUAGUAAUUUAAGAUUAAAGAUGCGUACUGGCAUUGGUGGUAUUGAACGUUCUAUUGAAGCGAAAGCUAAAGAAACGGAUGAAAAUAUUGCUUUAGCUUUUCAGGAUCUCAAUGUGUUGAUGGCAAUGGCAAAAGAUAUGGUAUCAGUUUCAAAAGUGAUUAGCACCAAAAUACGCGAACAGAAAGGAGAAAUUUCGGAUGACGAAACUGUGCGCUUUAAAUCAUAUCUAAUGAGUUUAGGUAUAGAUGAUCCAGUAACACGAGAAAAUUUCACAAGCAAUACUGAAUAUUUUCGAAGUUUGGCACAGCAAAUUUGCGAAAUGCUGCUAGAUCCAUUGGAGGAAUCACGUGGUAUGAUGUCAAUGGCAGAUGUUUAUUGUCGUAUAAAUCGUGCACGUGGUUUAGAAUUACUAUCACCGGAAGAUCUUUUAAAUGCAUGUCGUCAGCUUACUGGACCAAUUAAGUUACGUACAUUUCCAAGUGGUGCAAUGGUACUGCAACUAGAGUCUCAAGAUGAUGAAAUAAUUGCUACUGAAACCUUAGAACUGGUAGAAGUCGCCCAAUCGUUAGCGGCAGAAGAAUUAGCUAAACAGUUGAAUAUAUCUUUAUUGUUAGCUAAAGAACGACUUUUAACAGCGGAACGAUUAGGUAAAGUUUGUCGGGAUGAAUCUUUAGAGGGGCUUAGAUUUUACCCAAAUUUGCUUUUAAGCAGGGAAUAGAACAAAAAAGAAAACUGUGGUUUACCAUCAAUAUUUUAUUUUAUUUUAUUUAAAACA
Molecule: messenger RNA, 1449 nt
Organism: Teleopsis dalmanni
Lineage: Eukaryota; Metazoa; Arthropoda; Insecta; Diptera; Diopsidae
Gene: Vps36
Product: vacuolar protein-sorting-associated protein 36
Exons: 2
Coding region: 199-1392 (397 amino acids)
Biological process (GO): protein transport to vacuole involved in ubiquitin-dependent protein catabolic process via the multivesicular body sorting pathway
Cellular component (GO): late endosome membrane; ESCRT II complex
Molecular function (GO): phosphatidylinositol-3-phosphate binding; ubiquitin binding
Source: RefSeq, a predicted model, not a curated record